This is a messenger RNA of Lactuca sativa (garden lettuce), 567 nucleotides long. RefSeq lists its product as uncharacterized. NCBI's taxonomy places the organism in Eukaryota, Viridiplantae, Streptophyta, Magnoliopsida, Asterales, Asteraceae. The record is from RefSeq and is a predicted model, not a curated record.
AUGAAGAAAGACAUGGUUUUCCGGCUAUGUUUGGGAGCAUUGAUUGCACACACUGGAAAUGGAGAAAUUGCCCCGUGGCAUGGAAAUGCCAGUAUUCGAGCGAUCAUCAUGGAGCGCCUUCGUUGGGUUGCGGGUUCUAACAACGACGUCAACGUUCUCGAUCAAUCACUAAUAUUUGACGAUCUUUUGUCAGGAAAAGCCCCGGAUGCUCCUUUCACAGUGAAUGAAAAUGAAUAUAAUUUUGGGUAUUACCUUAAAAACAGAAUAUAUCCACAAUAUUCGACGUUUGUGAAGGUAUUUCGACACCCAAUAGACCCAAGGGAUAAAUAUUUCAAGAGACGACAAGAAGGAGCACGUAAGGACGUUGAACGUGCUUUUGGGGUUUUGAAAUCAAAAUGGCACAUAGUUGAACAUGCGGCGAGACCUUAUGAGUUAGAUACUCUACGAUAUAUCAUGUAUGCGUGUAUCAUAAGAGUCGUUGAUAUUCAAGAUCAACGAAAACACAAGCAACUCCGUGAAGACUUGGCGGAUUACAUCUAUGUUGGUCACGAAGAUGAAGAUGAAUAG